Molecule: messenger RNA, 493 nt
Organism: Rhagoletis pomonella (apple maggot)
Lineage: Eukaryota; Metazoa; Arthropoda; Insecta; Diptera; Tephritidae
Product: NPC intracellular cholesterol transporter 2 homolog a-like
Biological process (GO): sterol transport
Molecular function (GO): sterol binding
Source: RefSeq, a predicted model, not a curated record
GUUCUAAAACUGGCAGUUUCAACAAAGUUGUCAUAUCAGACUGUGACACAACAAAGAAUGAAUGCGUACUUAAACGCAAUACAACAGCUUCGAUCACAAUUAAUUUUGCGCUAAAUGAGGAAGCCUCUAAAAUUACAACUGUAGUGCAUGGCAAAGUAUUGGGCGUAGAGAUGCCCUUCCAUUUACAGAAUCCCGAUGCCUGUGUUGAUAGUGGACUCAAGUGCCCGCUGGAGAAGGGUGAAACCUACGAAUAUAAAGCUAUUUUGCCGGUGCUAAAGGCUUAUCCAAAGGUCCAUGUACUAGUCAAAUGGGAAUUACAGGACCAAAACAAUGAAGACAUCAUUUGUGUACAAAUACCAGCUAAAAUACAGUAAAUAUAAUUGAAGGAAUAUUUAAGUAUGAAAAAAAAAACUUGUCAAACAUAUUAAGCAACGGUAAUUUGACGGUUGGCAAUGGAGUUGCGACUUGAAGUAAGAAAAAAUAAAAAUAAUCA